AUGGGUAACAAAAGUAGCAAGAUAACGGUGCAAGACCAUGCUAUUCUUGAUUUAAAAGUUCGACAAGACAUAUUAAAAAAAUAUCAGAAGAAGAUUAAAUUAGUUGCAGAUAAGGAAACUGAAAUAGCAAAGACAGCAUUAAGUCAAGGAAAUAAACAAGCAGCUUUAUUAGCUUUAAGAAAGAGAAAAUAUCAACAACUAUUAUUAAAGAAAACUGAUGCAAAAUUAUUUCAUUUGGAAGUAUUGACACAAUCUAUAGAAUUUGCAUUAGUCCUAAAAGAAAUUAAUAAAGGAAUUUCAAUUGAAAAAGUAGAAAAAUUAAUGGAAGAAACUGCAGAUGCUAUAUCAUAUCAAAAGAGUUCAAGCAGAAGAAGUAAAUUACCAUCGUAUGAUAAUGAUAACGAUAAAUGUCAAUUAUUGUAA
Molecule: messenger RNA, 423 nt
Organism: Entrophospora candida
Lineage: Eukaryota; Fungi; Glomeromycota; Glomeromycetes; Entrophosporales; Entrophosporaceae
Source: the annotation of a GenBank genome assembly